GUGAUUUGGAUAUUUUUCUUUAUUUUUAAAAUCAUAUUGAAAGUCCCUUACGUGUUGAUUGAGAACAAAAACAGAGAUGAAAUUUCCAAUAGAAACCCCAAGGAAACAAGUUAACUGGGAACCAGAACAAGUGGCGGUCCAAACCAACUUGGUCCCUCCCAAAAAGGCCCAGUCUGGCAUGGCCAAGUCGAGUCUUGUCCAGGCCAGUGUGGCCACCAUGCAGAAUCCGAUGAGCUGCGAUCCUAAGGCCAAUGGUCACUGUCCACUGCCACGCCUGUCCAUCUCCUCCCGCUCUGCCAGCGUUGUGGCCAGCAUGGACGCCAGCUGUGACGGCAUGGCCGCCGCGCUCCACUCAGUGAUGAAGUGGAAGACGGUGCUGGCCGUGUUCAUCGUGGUCGUUCUCUACCUGGUCUGCGGAGGUCUGGCUUUCAAGGCGCUGGAGCAGCCGUUUGAGAGCAACCAGAAGACCAGCAUCACUCUGGAGAAGGCUUCGUUCCUGGAGAGAAACCCGUGUGUUACUCCUCAAGAGCUCGAGGUACUCAUCAAGCAUGCUAUAGAUGCUGUGAAUGCAGGAGUGAGUCCUAUUGGAAACACAUCCUACACUUCCAGUUACUGGGACAUGGGCAGCGCAUUCUUCUUCGCUGGGACUGUCAUCACAACCAUAGGUUAUGGAAACAUAGCUCCAAGCACGGAGGGCGGGAAAAUCCUUUGCAUCCUUUAUGCCAUAUUUGGCAUCCCUCUCUUUGGCUUUUUGUUGGCGGGGAUUGGAGACCAGCUGGGGACCAUCUUCGUGAAAAGCAUCUUGAGAGUUGAGAAGAUAUUCAGGCAAAAACACAAACAGAUCAGCCAAACUAAGAUCAGAGUGACGUCAACCAUCCUGUUCAUUCUGGCUGGCUGCAUUGUUUUUGUCACCAUCCCUGCUGUCGUCUUCAAACACAUCGAGGGCUGGACCACACUAGAGGCCAUCUACUUUGUUGUGAUCACACUCACCACAGUGGGAAUAGGAGACUAUGUGGCAGGUGGUGACCGUAGAAUCGACUAUAUGCAGUGGUACAAACCCCUGGUGUGGUUCUGGAUCUUGGUGGGUUUAGCAUACUUUGCGGCUGUCCUCAGCAUGAUUGGAGACUGGCUUCGAGUACUGUCCAAAAAGACCAAAGAAGAGGUUGGGGAGAUUAAAGCUCAUGCUGCUGAAUGGAAGGCAAAUGUUAGAGCAGAGUUUCGUGAAACGCGGCGGCGCCUGAGUGUUGAGAUCCAUGACAAGCUCCAGCGGGCCGCCACCAUCCGCAGCAUGGAGCGCCGCCAGCUGGGCCUGGAGCAGCGAGCUCUCUCUCUGGACAUGCUGUCUCCUGAGAAGAGGGCCUUGUUUGCCAGUCUGGAUGCUGCUCGCUUCAAGACUUCCUCUCAGGAGAGCAUCGACACCAAGCUCAACAACCUGAGGCUGAAGGGGGCCUGUGAGGCGUACGACCAUCAGGCGAGCGAGCAAACACCACAGACAGCAUCUUCCUCAGAGGAGAAUCUCUCCAACCUGCGCUUUGGAUCCCUUACCAAGCUGGCCAGACGCAACAAGAACCGUGAACUGCGGAGGAACAUUAAUGAAGAUGUGCAACGGACAAGCCUAGGAAUAAAUAAUGCCAUGCUGGGUGAGGAGAGGACGGAAGAAGAAGGAGAUGUGGAGCCAGACGAGGAAAGUGGAGAAAGAAAAGAGGGAAACACCAGUCUGACAAACCUGUCACAUUACGCAAUGGAGCGCAGCAAGUUGAAUGGGUUCACAACAGUGAACGUAAAAGAGGGAGAGAACGACUAGGCGAUGAAUAAUCGAGUGCUUCAGAGACAGAGAGACAGAGUGAAACACACAGAGACAGAGACGCAGAAAAAGAGUGCAUGGACCUUUGAGAUGUCAGUAAAUGUGCCUUUCUGUUUCCUACGCUUACAUCAUAACUGCUCCCAAGGAAAUUCAG
This is a messenger RNA of Trematomus bernacchii (emerald rockcod), 1958 nucleotides long. It is a transcript of the gene kcnk10b, whose product is annotated as potassium channel, subfamily K, member 10b. Gene Ontology annotation, biological process: potassium ion transmembrane transport; stabilization of membrane potential. The coding region runs from base 77 to 1804 and encodes 575 amino acids. The transcript has 7 exons. Gene Ontology annotation, cellular component: membrane. Gene Ontology annotation, molecular function: potassium ion leak channel activity. The record is from RefSeq and is a predicted model, not a curated record. Lineage: Eukaryota; Metazoa; Chordata; Actinopteri; Perciformes; Nototheniidae.